AUGCCAGAAGACACUCAGGUGGCCGGCGACGUCCCUCAAUUCGCCUUCAAGAAGCGAUCCGCCAAGGCCAAGGCCAACUUCCGCAAGAAACCCGACACCCCUCCACCGGCUUCCGACUCCGAGUCUGGCUUUACCUCGUCGGAUGAUGACGAAGGCCGCAGGAUUAAGCGACGUCGCAAAAAUGCCGCAGUGACCGCAUCAUCAGCAUCUAACGCGCCGCGAAAAGGGCCGUCUGAUGAACAGCCGCCCACGAGCACCGCGCCAGCGCCCUUGGCCACCAGCAACGACGCCACCAAACACUCCAACUGGUACGAUGAGGACCUAGACGAAAAGAAUCUUCUCGGAAAGACUCGAGCGCGACCUACACCCAGUGACCCUGCAGCAGCGGACGGGACCUACAAGGGCGCGGCCAACUAUUCUUCCUUCAUCCAGAAGAAUCCCGACGCGCCCAGCAAGAAGUUCGGCCCGAUCAAAGCCCCCACCAACAUUCGCACGGUGACCUUCACCGACUACAUGCCCAACGUCUGCAAGGAUUACAAGCAAACGGGCUAUUGCGGCUUCGGAGAUAGCUGCAUCUACCUGCAUGCCAGAGAGGAUUACAAGCAGGGCUGGGAGCUCGAUCGGGACUGGGAGGUUAAUACUAAGGGGAAGACGGUGAGCGGCCAGGUGGUCUCCCAGCGGAGUGGCGGCAAAUCCGCCGGGGACGCCGAUGAUGACGAGGACGAUGAACUGUUGGAGAAUAUUCCGUUCGCCUGCAUCAUCUGCAAGAAAUCGUAUCAGAAUCCGAUCGUCACGAAAUGCGGGCAUUAUUUCUGCGAGUCGUGCGCCCUACAGCGAUACCGCAAGAACCCUUCGUGCGCGGCAUGUGGCGCCAGUACAGGCGGGGUUUUCAACACCGCCAAAAAGCUGAAUCAGCUACUGGAGAAAAAGAGAGAGCGAGCCCGGAAGCGACGGGAACAAGCGAUCGCAGAUGGCGAGGAGGUCAGCAGCGAUGAGGAAGAGCCCGAGAGCUCAUAA
Messenger RNA from Aspergillus terreus NIH2624, 1017 nucleotides. RefSeq names its product U2-type spliceosomal complex subunit CWC24. NCBI's taxonomy places the organism in Eukaryota, Fungi, Ascomycota, Eurotiomycetes, Eurotiales, Aspergillaceae. The record is from RefSeq and is a predicted model, not a curated record. Gene Ontology annotation, biological process: snoRNA splicing. The transcript has a single exon. Gene Ontology annotation, molecular function: metal ion binding. Gene Ontology annotation, cellular component: U2-type spliceosomal complex. The coding region runs from base 1 to 1017 and encodes 338 amino acids.